AUGCCCGCUCUUCUGUUUGUUUGUUUUCCCAUUGACAGGGUCCAUUUCAGCUUUUUUUUUUCUGGGUCACCGGCUUCAGGCCUGUUCGAGCCCGAUGCGUCAAAAUUAACCCACAUCGCCAACAAUGCUAGUCACCCUCCAGCUCUGGCACGGCAAUCCCGAGCACGGUUUACUUGCCUACAGUACCAAGUAUGCAUCCGUCGCGGCAUCGUCAUUGCUAUCAGGCAAAUCAGGCCUUUCCAGCACCACGGCCACCUGUCGGCCGUUCUCUGCAGCGCCGCGGGUGGGGACUAUAUUAGUAGGCAGGCACAAAGCUCGGCCGACUUACCGAAAAGGAUUGAGACAGGCAUGCCCUCUGACGUAUUUUGGCUGUGGCGCCAAGCUAACAAGCUCCGAAUAGCACAACACGGCGGAACACCUGAGGAGCACAGGCGCGACCACAGCUUGGAAGCUCUUUAAGCUGUGCAUUCUUCUUCUUUUGAUUUCUCCGAUUAUGGAUGUCGUCUAUCGCAUUUACAUUAGGUACCUAUUGUAUGUAUUGUCACACAUGUUGUAGUGUAGCUUUUUCACUCCGCUCUAUUCUUGGGUUCGGGCGACACACGGCACCGAGAACAUUCUCAUGGGGCUCGGACCCGAUCCAUAGAAAACUGCACCCGGAUUUAAACGGUCAUCGAUCACUGAGCAAAAUGCUCAUUGCUGGUCUGGGUAGUAUCCAUGGAUUAUCAAAUAGUAUCACAAAUGUUAAUGAUACACCACGGCAGUUUUUUUAAUUUUUUUCGUAAAAAAAAAAUAAAUCUGGAGAUUAUCAACAACAUUUCGAUGAUAUACC
Pyricularia oryzae 70-15 is the source of this 829-nucleotide messenger RNA. RefSeq lists its product as uncharacterized. The coding region runs from base 1 to 459 and encodes 152 amino acids. NCBI's taxonomy places the organism in Eukaryota, Fungi, Ascomycota, Sordariomycetes, Magnaporthales, Pyriculariaceae. The record is from RefSeq and is a predicted model, not a curated record. The transcript is spliced from 4 exons.